GGCGCACAAAGGAAGUGCACAUUUCGAUCGUUGUGAAGGGAGAUAAUUGGGUACAUGAUGUAAACACAGAAUAAAUAUCGAAAGGCAUCAUUCCAUUUUUACCCUCCUCUAUCCAUCCACUUGUCCAUUAAAUGUGUUUAAUAAUAUAUGAGGUUGUGGCUAUACAAGACUGCGCGUCUGUGUGUCUGUACAGAGAAAGAAAGGCAGCCAGAGAGUGGGGAACUGAAGCCAAGAGUAGAGAGGGAACAGGAGUUGAGCUUUGUUUCAUCCCCGUUUGGCCGGGUUUUUAGAGUUUCUCGCUGGCUUUGGAGACAUGAUGUUGGACUGGUAAAGCUGACUAAGUUCGAAAAAAGUGACGAUUUUCUGCGCUUCUUUGGAGCUGCGAAAAUGACAAUGGGAGAGAACGCCAAAAUGUUGCAUUUCUGAGGCAAACACGUCUCCAUGGGUGAGGUCCACUGAUCCAGGAAUCACUGUGUCUCUUACCCCUCCCUGCCUUCCUCGCUAUCCUUAAACCCUUCCCCCUCAAGUAGAGCCACAAUGACUUCCACCAGCCAGCUUCUGGGUUUUGCCGAGAUGGGCCUAAAGUGUGACCAGGAGAUCGAGAGGAGGUAUGAGAUUGUGCCCUCGGUGGUCUGCUCCAUGUGCUGCCUCUUUGGAAUCAUCUACUGCUUCUUUGGCUAUCGAUGCUUCAAGGCAGUAUUGUUUCUAACAGGCCUGAUGUUUGGCUCUGUGGUCAUCUUCAUGCUGUGCUACAAGGAGAGGGUGAUGGACACUCAGCUGAGCGUAGAGGCAUCUGUCGGCAUCGGCCUGGGCAUCGGGACAUUGUGUGGUCUAGUGACCAUGUUGGUCCGCAGUGUGGGUCUGUUUAUGGUAGGCCUGCUGCUGGGCCUGCUGGUUGGAGUUGCCUCACUUGUGGUUAUGGAGGAAUUCUAUCACCCUAAAACAGUGUGGGUUCCUCUGGGUAUUCUUCUAGGCUCUGGGACAUUGUUUGCCGUCCUCACUCUUCAGUGGCAGCGCUGCUUCGUCACCUUCUCCACAGCAACAUUUGGCUCUGCCAUCAUCACUGUCACAGUGGAUUAUUUUAUAGAGCUGUUUGCCUUGGUACACUACAUCUAUGAGAGACUCAAGGUGGCGCCAAAGAAGCCUGUGUGCUGGUUCACCUGGGUCAUCUUGGGGGUCUGGCCUGUCCUGACUCUCCUUGGAGUUCUCAUCCAAUGGAAAGUUACUGCAGAGGGAUUUUCUCACACAGAGGUGGUACUGAGUCGACAGCAGCGGCGGGUCCAGCUCAUGCGGAUCCGACAAAGGGAAGAGAAGCUGAAAAAGGAGAAGGAGAACAAGAACAGGAGAAAACCUCAGAACCAGAAGACCACCCUCAAGCAGAAGACACAUACUCAUCACCACCACCAUCACCAGCAGUACCACCACCCAGUGGCAUCCCACCCUCAUCACCAAACCCAGAGCUCUCAGGCACCUAAGGUCCCUCCUCCUCCUACGCAUACGGAACCUGGCUACCACCGUAAACCCAAUCCUAAAAGACGCUUUGAUGGAGAUGUGCUGUCUCCGAGCUAUAUCAGGAGUUUCAGAGACAGACAGACUGAGAGACGGGCGUACUCCCACACUCGAAUGAGCCGCUCUCGGAUGGCUCAACUAGACUAUGACUGUGGCUCUCAAGUGCCUCUCACAGUCCCCAGUGGACCAGCAGUUCGGAUCUGAACACAUUUACACAAUCACUGCCUCCUUCAAAAACUCUUAGAUUUCAACAGGACUAAAAGACUUAAUGUAGUCCAAUCAACUGCCAGUUUACCCACCUGAACUUUCGGUAACCCAAAAUGGUUCUGCCCUGUUUGGUUUUUUGUUCUUUUCGAGAGAUAAGGAUUUUUGUGAAUAUGCUGUAACAUUUGAGCUGAAAAGGAAUUGCGUAUGUUUCAAAGUAUCAGGAUAAUGCAAGUUUUUUCUUUGUUGUUUCCAUGAGUUAUCUUUAAUUAAAGGAGGAUACAAUUGGUUCUGAGGUGAGUGCUCAGCGCUAUAUGUCAAAAAACUGAAGAUACAGUGCAAACAGUGGAACUCAAAGCUCUUACUCUUUUACUUUUUUACCACUUGAAGGUGUCUGUGUGAAAUAAAAUAUUUAUUUCAGUUGUAUUAUAUUUUUCAUCACAGCUUGUAAAAACAGAAAUGCGCAACUGGUUUGACAAAUCCUGUGGGUUGUUUUUAAAAGGGAUGAGUUGUAGGUGUGUAUCAGACUAAAUGGUUCAAACCAAAGAGGUUCUUUGUGAAUUCCUCUUUUAAAUGUGUAUCAUUUUCUGCACCUUGUGCCAUUUUCCAAGGCGGAUGUGUUUACAUCUCAUCAUUGACCUGCCUCCAUGCUUGAUCCUAAACCGUCUGUGUCCAUGUUUGAGUGGACUUGUGAGCCCUGCAGCUGAUGGACUGACCCAAUUAUUAGCAAACACGAGGGGGAUUCAUUUAAAUAUCUGACAAGCAUGCUGUACAAUAAUCACCCCCCUCCUGUUUUGCCAAAUACUGCUUCGUUUGAAAGGAUUUACUUCUGAAGAGUUUUUAUGGCAUGUUAUUUGAUAAAGAGGAGGCCUUAAAGAAAGAUUCUUUCCUUGAAAAGAGGAAGGUAAGAAGAUUAAAUCAUUUGCUUAUGGCACCCUCUAAUGUUUACUGCUGGACCUUUUUCUAGGUGUAUGUUUGCGUCAACAUAAAUUUACAUGUUACUCUGUUUUUAUUGUAUGUGUUUCUUGCUGGUGAGCCAACAUCCAGAUAGCAAAGGUUGACCUCAAUGUUUUGCACAAAGGAGAGUUAUUUUAUUUCAAUCUUAAAGGAAAUGAGAUGUUUUAUGCACGCACAAUUGCUAAUAAAGGAAAUAAUAAAAUAAGCAGCGACAGAUGACACUGCCAAACAUGCGAAAAUAUGAAAUGGAUUAAAACUUGACCCCUAAACAUUUAGGAUAUUUUACUGUUUGAAAUGUGAACAGAACAACCGUUACAUAUUUACAUACUAAUUUAACAGUGUUUGGCUUUUGCUUAUUAUGCAGUUAUUUACAUCAUACUCCAUUAUUGCAUGACAAAACUUGUAUAAUACCUGUAUCCACUGUGUUGUGUCAUUGUUGAAAUUUGGAAACCCCAGAUUUCCAGCUUUUCUGGACCAGGGGUGUCUAAACACCUCUUCCUCUCUAAAUGUUUAAACUCUCCAGAUAAAAGCCUUUAAAAGGACAUGUGUUGUUAGUAAAUGGAUGGUUUAGAGUAUUUAAAGUGAGGUUCUGUUACAAGGUUACACGUAGUUAAUAUCUUACCUUCGGUAGUAUAAAUCCAGAUUAAAAAAAGUGUUUCUGGUCAGAGUCAAGAUGCAAAAAAACAUAUGAGUAGUUUAGAAAAAUGUUUUUUUAUUGCCUCACAAUAAACUUUAAACAGACUUACUUUUCUGUUAGGUGGUUAGUUUGUCCAGAAAUGCUCUACACUUACUGUUCUCAGUACAAGGUUCGUAUAGGAAGAUCGCUGUGGUGCACCACCUCCUAUUUCUAUUUUUUUAUUUAAAUAAUCAGCCCAGCUAAAACAUGCUGACAAUGCUUGAAUAGUGUUUGCAUAAACUAUUUGACAAUUGUGAGACAGAAGUAUUUUCAAAAUGGUAGAAGACCACUUUGGUCUUGGCCCCUCUUGGAAUAGACUUUAGCUUUAGCCUCAUCCACCAAUUAAUCUUCAUUUAUACUGAAUGACGAUGCAAAGACACUUGUCUACUGUAAGUAAGAAAUUACUGUAACCUUUUAACAGGAUCUCCGCUACAAAAUCUAAACCAGCCCUUUUAAUUUAAACCACCUCCUGUUCUGCUGUAUUGUAUUACUCUGAUAGUCUUUCACCAGUGUCUAUAGUGAUGUGACUUUUUUUGCUUGUACUUCAGUCCUCUUUUUUUGUCCUUGUUGUGUUUUUACGGUAGUGAUGAUGUAUGUUAUCAUUUGUAAUUGCUAAUCAUUGGUUCUUUUCUCUUGUAAUUGGGGGGACAACUAAAAAUCAUUUUUAUGUAAAUUGCUCAU
Messenger RNA from Girardinichthys multiradiatus, 4027 nucleotides. It is a transcript of the gene tmem198aa, whose product is annotated as transmembrane protein 198a. The record is from RefSeq and is a predicted model, not a curated record. Gene Ontology annotation, biological process: positive regulation of canonical Wnt signaling pathway. The transcript has 7 exons. Gene Ontology annotation, cellular component: plasma membrane; cytoplasmic vesicle. Bases 538 to 1713 code for a protein of 391 amino acids. NCBI's taxonomy places the organism in Eukaryota, Metazoa, Chordata, Actinopteri, Cyprinodontiformes, Goodeidae.